AUGUAUCAAAUUUACAAAUUCCUUUCAACUUUUUUGAUUCUUUCGGUGCUAAUUCCAUCUCUCCUUGCUUAUUCAAUCCCAAAUUCAAAAUAUAAUAAACCAAAUAAUCGUCGUGACUUAAUCAAUCGUUCACGAACUGACUUUAAGAACGUUUCUAAAAAUAAAAGAUACAUUGGUCCAAGUUUCAAUAAUAUUCAUCAUACGCAAUUAUCUAAACGUUGUAUAUCACCAAUUAUAGAAUCUACAUUAUUGAAUCCACUUUGUAAUGAUUGUGGUUCGUGUGGAACUUGUGAAGCACUUUGUAAUGGUUUUGGUUCGUGUGGAACUUGUGGAGGCUUUGCACCAUUCUGUGGUUUUUGUGGUUCUCCAUGUGACAUUAUUCCAUCACCAUUCUGUGGUUCUCCCUGUGACAUUAUUCCACCACCUUUACUAGGAUGUGGAACGUUGGGUUGCGGUGGAUGUGAUAUUCCACAGGUGUUAUCUAAUGAUCAAUUAUGUUUAAACGAAUUUCAAAGUGCUUCUGAAAAUGAACAUGCUUUACAGUGUUGUGACGAAUCUCAACAUCAAGUCUCGAAAAAGAGCAGAGUAAAAGACCUUGGAGUCUUACUUAUAAGAAUUCAGCCGAUGUCUGGUUCCUGGUUCUGUAAUUAUGAUAAAUUUUAG
Molecule: messenger RNA, 663 nt
Organism: Cetraspora pellucida
Lineage: Eukaryota; Fungi; Glomeromycota; Glomeromycetes; Diversisporales; Gigasporaceae
Source: the annotation of a GenBank genome assembly